Lacerta agilis (Sand lizard) is the source of this 913-nucleotide messenger RNA. It is a transcript of the gene CTHRC1, whose product is annotated as collagen triple helix repeat containing 1. The record is from RefSeq and is a predicted model, not a curated record. The transcript is spliced from 4 exons. Lineage: Eukaryota; Metazoa; Chordata; Lepidosauria; Squamata; Lacertidae. The coding region runs from base 149 to 889 and encodes 246 amino acids.
GCUGCUGCUGCGGGCUGCGCAUUCCUGGCCGCCCCCCCCCCCCGGGAGGGAGCCGAGGCACUGAAAGGCUCGCUUAUGCGCGGCGCAGACACUGCCCGAUUCAUCCGCGCCUCGCCUCUGCCUCCCGCUCGCUCGCUCCGCCAGCGCCAUGAAGCUCCUGCCGCCCUGUCCGCCUUCGCUGGCCGCCGCGGCGCUGCUGCUGCUCCUGCUGCUGUUUGGGGUGCUGUCGGCGAGCCCCCCGGCCGGCCUGGCUGAGACCCUCAAAGGCAAGCAGAAGGCGCUUCGCCAGAGGGAGGUGGUGGACGUGUAUAAUGGGAUGUGUUUGCAAGGACCUAAUGGUGUUCCUGGAAGAGACGGAAACCCUGGUGUCAAUGGAAUUCCUGGAACACCUGGGAUCCCGGGUCGAGAUGGACUAAAAGGAGAAAAAGGAGAAUGCAUGAGAGAAAGCUUUGAGGAGUCUUGGACACCCAACUACAAACAAUGUUCAUGGAAUGCUCUGAACUAUGGCAUAGACCUUGGAAAAAUUGCAGAGUGCACAUUCACAAAGAUGCGCAGCAACAGUGCUUUAAGAGUCCUCUUCAGUGGAUCACUUAGACUCAAAUGCAGAAACGCCUGUUGCCAGAGAUGGUAUUUUACAUUUAAUGGAGCUGAAUGCUCUGGGCCACUUCCCAUUGAAGCUAUAAUUUAUUUAGAUCAAGGAAGUCCGGAAUUAAAUUCCACCAUUAACAUACACCGCACUUCUUCAGUGGAAGGGCUAUGUGAAGGGAUCAGCGCUGGCCUGGUGGAUAUUGCUGUUUGGGUUGGUACUUGUUCCGAUUACCCACCUGGAGAUGCUUCCACUGGAUGGAACUCAGUCUCUCGCAUCAUUAUAGAAGAACUGCCAAAAUAGAGCUCUUUCAAAGAUUCUCUCCCC